GAAUGAUAAGAGCUUUGAAGAUAGGAGCGUUUCUUUGAAUGAACUUAUAAAUCUCUUUUUACACACUUCAUUUCUUUGGUUUUCUACUAUUGUAUUCAAUGGAACUAGUGUCCGUAACUUUCUUGUAUCAUUUUCUAGUUCCUAAAAUGUGAGUGGGUGUUUUAUUUUGUAUAAUUCUUGGAUAACCCCUAUUCUUAUGUUUCAAUAAAAUUUUAUUUUACCCAUAAAUUUUUAUUUUUUUUUAGAUUUGGUUCUUUACAUAAGUAGUAAACUUGGGCGGAGUGACUUGCAUGUUUGGAAGGUGCAUUCUGUUAUAGGUGUCAACUUGCUACGUGUGCAACAGUGGAUAUGGAAGUGGACGAUGGGAAUGAGAGAACAGAAACUUCUGCUGAAGGGGAACCAAGUAUACGUAGAGUUGAAACAGAUCAAGAACCUUAUGAGGGUAUGCCUUUUGAAUCAGAAGAAGCUGCUAAAGCAUUCUAUGAUGAGUAUGCAAAACGGGUAGGAUUUGUAACCCGUGUAUUGUCAUCCAGAAAGUCUGAGCGUGAUAGGUCAAUUAUCUCCCGUGGACUUGGAUGCAGUGGGCGUUCUGUUAAUCGAAAGCGAGGUGGGCAGCAGGAAGUUUGCACAGCAACGAUUUUGUUGAAGAGAGAGAAGCCUGGGAGAUGGGUGGUUAGGAAAUUUGUGAGGGACCAUAAUCAUCCGUUGGUGGGUCAAUUUCGAAAGACUCGUCGAACACUUGUAAGCUUGUUUUGCUUUGAGCAAUCCCUUGAUGAGAAGGAUAAGAAAAUUCUGGAAUUAACGGCAGAACUGCGGGUUAAGAAGCGGUUAAGUGCAGCAUAUCGAGAACAGCUACUUGCUUUUAUAAAGGAUGUUGAAGGCCAUAAUGAACACCUAUCAACUAAAGUUCAAUUAGUUUUGGACAAUCUAAGUGAGUUUGAAGCUAAAAAGAAAGAGGCUUCAGACCAUAGAUAACUUCCGAGUAUAGAGUGAUGCUGUGGCUGAGGAACAAGCGGGCUAGGCUUAGACCUGUGUUGAAGAUUAAUCACGAACUCAAGACUUAGAUAAUAUCACAUAGUUGUCAGAUACCCUCUGUUAAGACAUGAUUAUGCUAUAUGUUUUAUUUAUAAUUUCAAUAAAAUGUGGCAAUGUUUAUUUA
Molecule: messenger RNA, 1159 nt
Organism: Carya illinoinensis
Lineage: Eukaryota; Viridiplantae; Streptophyta; Magnoliopsida; Fagales; Juglandaceae
Product: protein FAR1-RELATED SEQUENCE 1-like
Exons: 3
Coding region: 349-975 (208 amino acids)
Source: RefSeq, a predicted model, not a curated record